This is a messenger RNA of Tribolium castaneum (red flour beetle), 1530 nucleotides long. It is a transcript of the gene Ntan1, whose product is annotated as N-terminal amidohydrolase 1. The record is from RefSeq and is a predicted model, not a curated record. The transcript has 7 exons. The coding region runs from base 204 to 1187 and encodes 327 amino acids. Gene Ontology annotation, molecular function: protein-N-terminal asparagine amidohydrolase activity. Gene Ontology annotation, cellular component: nucleus. Gene Ontology annotation, biological process: ubiquitin-dependent protein catabolic process. NCBI's taxonomy places the organism in Eukaryota, Metazoa, Arthropoda, Insecta, Coleoptera, Tenebrionidae.
GUGAACCGGCUCAUUCUCUAGAUUCCUCAGUUUCCUUCAGUACUCACGUAGUCACAGUCAAGUGCGGCUGGCUGUCUCGUUUCGAUCUCCAACCACGUGAAACUCUUCCUCGAAAAAGUCGCGAUUUGUGUUUGACAAUUGUCGUAAUUCAGCGAGUCUUAGGAUCCAUGGUUAGCUGUUCGGGCGAACGUUGAAGUUGCAGGAUGGUGCUGGUGCUGAACGGGGUGUUGCAGGAGGAAUGCCCACCGGACACUCGAUCCCUUUAUCACGCUCAUCCCGUGUACAGGGAGACCGCCGCCCAAUUACUGGCCAUUCCGAAUAAGGUCAUCGGCCCUGUGGGCCUGCUCUAUGUGCAACAGAGGGAGUUUGCCGCCACUGUGCCACACGAUAAAAAUGUCAAUAUUUUGGGCUCGGACGAUGUCACGACGUGUCUGAUUGUCGUCGUUAGACAUUCAGGUUCCGGGGCCGUGGCCCUGGCCCAUCUGGAUGGGUCCGGGACGGACGAGGCUGUCUGCACCAUGGUCCAGAGAGUGCAGGAAUUGGCUCUGGGGUAUCCCGAGGGCCGGAUCGAGCUCCAACUGAUCGGAGGAUUCACCGACCCCAGACACUACUCCGAAGAGCUGUUCUAUAACGUGAUGACAUCUUUCCACAAGCACCCCGUGGAGAUCGACUUAACCCUCGCGUGUGUGGGCGAGCUGAACACCACGAUCCGCGGCGGCAUCCACUGGCCGAUAAUCUACGGCAUAGGAGUGAACACAAAAACGGGUGAGAUCUUCCCGGCAACAUUCCCCGACAAAGGGCCCGACCAGGCGUUGCGCUGUUCCCGGUACCUGACGGGAGUCUCACAAGUAACCCUUCCGAACCCUCUUGAAUCUCCCCUAACCGAACGUUUUGUCCAGGUGCUAGACAUUUACGACUGCAACUUAGGGCUACUCAGGAUCGGCCCUUUCAAUUACGAGCCCUUGCGAGGGGUGGACUUGUGGCUGGAGCAAAGCGAUGACUUUAUUCUACAACACUUAUCAACGUCGCCUGACGUGGAGCCCCCACAUUUCGUGAUGCAGGUGCGGGCGACCCUCAAGUAUAUACAGGAUAACCAGUUUCCGGCCGUGACCGUAUUUAGGGACAAUCGGCCCCACUAUUUCCGGAGGGAUGAGCAUUCUGGGAUUUGGACGCCGGUGCGAUAUUGAGACGAGGACAGAGAACCUAGAUAUAUUUUUACAAAUUUUAAUAUAGUUCUAUUUUAAUCCCAGUAAUUAUCGCAAGUGAACUUUUUGUAAAUAUUUAGAGAAAAUCGAGCAAUUUCGACGUGUUGAAACUUUUUUUUUGAUGAUGCUUUUUCUAGUUAAUGUUUUAUAUAAUAUAUUUUUGUGAUUUAUCAAUUUGUUACUAUGCUGUAAUUGUUAGGUUUACUGCCAGUGGAUUGAAUAAAUUUAAGUUGAGAUAAUUUUUUUGUUAAAAAUAAGACACUAUACAUAUUUAAGUUUUGUUAAUUGGGUUGUUGAAUAAUAAAUACUUAUUGCUAUUGCUUAA